CAUCUUCUGAAGGCAGUGCUAUCGGAUUGAAAAGCGUUCGAGAUUUUCGUCAAAUUAAGAAUUUUACAUCCAAUGUACCUGAACACAAAUACGGUAAUGCUUUUAUAGACAGAAUCGUUAAUGGCACACCAGCUAAAAAAGGUAAAUAUACUUCGCUGGUUGCUCUUGGAGCUUAUUUUGAUGAAUCUGUUUUUGAGGAAUUUGGUGCUGAAGUAUUAGAUAUGUAUUAUCCACCUGAGUGGUUCUGUUGUGGUGCUUGGAUUUCCCGAACACAUGUGCUCACCGCCGGUCAUUGUUUAAGUGAAGAUUUGAACGUAAUAAGUACCACCGACAUGGAUUUCAACAUGCCACCAACAAAACAGAUUCAGGAUUGGGUUCUACGUCGUAUCCCACAUCCGCAAUACAAUCCAAAUACCCAAGAAAACGAUGUGGCGAUUAUAAAAUCGUGUCACGAAGCAGUAUUUACAAAACAACUUCAGCCCAUUUCUCUCCCACUCGACAGUAUGAUGAAACAAAAUUUUGUAGGGGAGAAUGCUUCGAUAGCUGGAUGGGGGCAUACUAAGUACGGGGGCCAACAAAGUCCUAUACUUUUGGAAGCAGUAGUUCCUGUAAUUACGGUGGAAAAAUGCGUAGCUGAUUAUCAGAAAAUGCCGAAUUCAGUCGUUAACAACAAGAAUAUAUGCGCAGGAUAUAGUCAAGGUGGAACAGAUACCUGUCAGGGUGAUAGUGGUGGACCACUGAUGUGGCUAAAUGAUAAUAAGAUAUACUGUAUUGGAGUAGUAUCAUGGGGCUACCAAUGUGCUCGGCCAGGUUUUCCAGGCGUAUAUACGAGGGUUACGUCUCAAAUGGAUUUCAUCAAAAGCGAAAUGGCAAAAUGAAUACUGGAACUUUCAAAAUAAGUCUCCAAGGUGUUGGCAACCAACAGGACCUAGGCGAAGCUCAACAAAAGCUUAUUAUCAAUAAAGAAAUGAAUUAAUAUUGAA
Molecule: messenger RNA, 983 nt
Organism: Cyphomyrmex costatus
Lineage: Eukaryota; Metazoa; Arthropoda; Insecta; Hymenoptera; Formicidae
Product: venom protease-like
Exons: 7
Coding region: 222-878 (218 amino acids)
Biological process (GO): proteolysis
Molecular function (GO): serine-type endopeptidase activity
Source: RefSeq, a predicted model, not a curated record